CUAUUUUAUUUGCUAUUUAAGGAGUCCUCUGUUUUGUGAUCAAGACUUCCAUGUCAAUACAACGUAAUCUUUGACGGCAGUCAAUACACUGUCUCUUAAAGCAAAACACCACGCUCGAUGGCAUGAUUUGAAUUUCCGAAUUGUAAUCCCAUAAACGCAGUACCAUUUUGACAAUAGAAGUAGGAGGUGUAAAGAGUUUGUUGGCCGGCUGCGGCAUGUAGCUGUGGAGAGAAUUUGCUUGGCUAUCCAGACUCUUAGCUCGGGCCAAACGGUACGCCACGCCCACGGACGUUAGUUUAUUCUCCGCGAACUACAGAGCAGCGGCAUGUAGUGUGAGUCGUCAGGUUAGCACCAGACACUACCGACUGAACUUCUAAGUCUUCGCUCAAAGGAUGUAUACCUGACACGGAUAUUCUUGCCUCAACAAGGCUACUAACGAUCGAAGUCGGGGCUCGGAUAUGAUGGACUCGGCAGAUUAUUUUACAAUCACUGCCACUAUUUAGAAUGUCCGUUGUCUUCUGCAGAAAACAUUGGGAAACAGGGCUCUUCCGUCUGGGUCGGCUCAUUUGAAGCUAAAAAGUAAGAAAUGUCAGACUUGGAAAUCGCACGCACAGAUGCUACUCAUUUGUGUGAUAAUAUAUGUGGGAACUAAUUGCAACGCAACUGCCCUCCGUGGUGCAAGUGACUGUUCUUUGCGCACCAAGUCCAGAAAUCUUGGCUGAUUGUGCUGCUUCUUCACUCUGUUACUGGGGAAGCAGACCAGCAGCAAAUCGAUGCAUUUAUUGGUAAAAUCUACUCGGGCCAUUUACCUCGUGGCAUAGCCUACUGGAGAUUGACAUAUAACGGAGAGACAACAUCAGUCUCAGGAAUAGAGGUCAAUGGACGUCCUCCACAAGGGACCCAUUUGUUUCCUUUAGUGCCCAGUACCGACACCCAGAUGCUGCUUAGGUAGUCAACCUUACCGCCCGCUCACCGGCACCCUGACCACAUAGCUGCCCAUGUCUGCCCUCCUCUGCUAGGCCAACACAGCCCACAGUCUUCAUGAGGAUCACGACCCUGCCAGACCACACCAGAUAGAGUUUCCCCAGAACGCCCGAGGGAGGAUGGACCGGCUCAUCUUCUCCCUGUUGGUGCUGGCCGUCUCCACCAGGGGGCAGCUGUGCCCCAAGCGCUGCAUGUGCCAGAACCUGUCCCCCUCGCUGGCCAUCCUCUGUGCCAAGACGGGCCUACUCUUCGUGCCCACCGUCAUCGACCGGCGCACCGUGGAGCUGCGUCUCACUGAGAACUUUAUCACAGCCAUAAGGAGGCGGGAUUUUGCCAACAUGACUAGUUUGAUCCAUCUGACGUUGUCCCGCAACACCAUAAGCCAGAUCAUGCCUUACACCUUCGAGGACCUCAAGCGGCUGCGAGCGCUGCACCUGGACAGCAACCGGCUAAGUGUGAUCAGGGAUGACCACUUUCGGGGACUCACCAACCUUAGGCACCUGAUCUUGGCCAACAACCAGCUGCACGAAAUCUCUCCCCACGCCUUUGACGACUUCACAGGAACCCUGGAAGACCUGGACCUGUCCUACAACAACCUGGUGGACAUCCCCUGGGAGACGAUAGGUCGUCUAACCAACGUCAACACCCUUAACAUGGACCAUAACCUUAUAGAGCAUGUGCCCCAAGGAAUCUUCACCAACCUGCACAAGCUGGCGCGUCUAGACAUGACUUCCAACAAGCUGAAGAAGAUCCCACCGGAUCCACUUUUUCUGCGCAUCCCUGUCUACGCUAAAGCCAAAGGAUCUCCUCAGUCGUCAUUGGUGAUGAGUUUUGGUGGGAACCCGCUCCACUGUAACUGUGAGCUGCUGUGGUUGAGGAGGCUGACCAGAGAAGAUGACCUGGAGACUUGCGCCUCUCCUCCAGACCUCACAGCCAAGUACUUCUGGACCAUCCCCGAGGAGGAGUUCAUCUGUGACCCUCCGGUCAUGACCAGGAAGUCUGCCAAGACCUUCACCAUGGAGGGCCAGCCAACCAGUCUGAAGUGCAAGGCCAACGGAGACCCGGACCCAGAGAUUCACUGGAUUUCCCCUGAGGGCCGUCUGAUCUCCAACACAUCAAGGACUGUCACCUUCAGCAAUGGCAGCCUGGACAUUAACAUCACCUCCAUGAAGGACUCUGGAACCUUCACCUGCAUUGCCUCCAACGCGGCGGGGGAGUCCACGGGCCAGGUGGAGCUGGUGGUCAACCUCCUACCCCACCUGGCCAACAGCACCAACCGGCUACGGGAGCCCGACCCUGGCCCUUCAGACAUCCUGACUUCGGCCAAGUCCACCUCAACCACGGGCAACGACACACGGAGGAACCAGGAGGGAAGGGUGCUGAUGGCGGAGCUGACAGCUAGCUCAGUGCUGAUCAAAUGGCCAUAUCAGAACCACGUCCCUGGGAUCAGGAUGUACCAGGUCCAGUACAACAGUUCCCUGGAUGACACGCUCAUCUACAGGUGGUCCACCUUCCCUGUGGCCGACAUGGUUGCUGUAUGGACAGUGGAGAGGACAUAGACGUCUCGUUUGUCAUGCCACUUUACUGCCAGCUGUUGACCGUUCUCCUUGAACUCCACCUCCUCUCUCUGCAUCUUCCUGCAUCCGAAUACCGGCAUCCCCUUCCUGUUCGACCUGACUGUGCCACAGGCCCCUGUGCUGUUGGAGAGCAGAUGCUGGAAGAAUGUGGGACUGCUGUAACAAUUGUCCACAUACAAAGUGUGUCCCUUGCUGAGAUGAAGAGCCAGUAUGGUCAUCACCAUGGACCCGGACACGCCAAGCCCCUCGUAAUAUUGGAUGUCAGUGGUGGACCCUGUGUAAACUAUAAUUUCCUGGACAAAUCCUGUCUUCACGUCACACACGACAAAGAACUUGACCCCGAACCUGUGCCUUUUGGAGGGAAUAUAUUGACGGAACGUCAGGGACUCAUCAAUGCAUAGGUCCUUGUAUGGCACAAAGACCCGACCAAAUGCUGAUGUAAUUUCUUAUUUUGUAUAACGGGUUAUUUAAUGUAGUAGCAUUGUUGAUGAAAUAGAACUAGGAAGUGGUCUUGGGAAAAGAGGGUGGCUAAGAAGAGAGUUGCAAACAUAGGAUCUGUGCUCCAGUAUUCUCUUAGGGAGUUCUUCUUUACUAUCCCCAUGAGAAGGACUGUCACCAGGAAGGUAUACAUUUCACUAAUUGUGGUUGUCACCCAUUUAGCGAGUUUCCCACCCACUCCUGGCUCUCUCUUCUCUUGUUGCUCAAGGCAUGGCGAUUGGUCUCCUUUACUAUGUCUCCCACCAGCUCCUCUGUCAGAAACAACUUGAAGCACUCUGCCUCAGAUGGAAAUGGCAAGGGGCAUGGCACUCCAGACUUGGACUCAUCAAAGCAAACAGCAGGGCCAGGAGGGGUGAAAUGGCUGGUGGCCUUCCAGCUACCACAGAACUCCAGUACUUCAUCCACUGUCGGUCUGCCUUUAUCACCACCAUUAUCUUCAAGAGGUCCUGGGACUUCGUUAGUGGACAAGGAGUCCUCAGAUUCAGGCUUUUCAAUGGCUACAAGGUUGGGUGGCAGCUCCUCACUGUCAGAAUCUGAGUCCUAACUUUCAUACCCAGACCCAUUGUCAGAAUUUUUUUAAUCUCCAGAAUGUCCACAUUUGUGAGUUGUCUCCUUCUGAAAGACAUUACUAAUGCUACAGCUUAGCUCACUAGAUACAUACAUAAACAACAACAACACUGAAUGGCUCAGAGUGGGAGUGAGAGGUUACGUGAUUGACUGCCGGCACGCACCACUUCUAUCAGUAAAUCACUAUCAGAAAAUGUUUUGUGUGGUAAUUGUUUAUAUAUUUACUGUUUUAUUCACAUGUUUUCAAGUUCUAUUGACAAAUCAUGCAUUCCGAUUCUUGCAUAGAUUGUAAUGGGCACAUAUGUGUGUAAAGUACAUUUUUGAAGGUUGUACUGAUUAUAAUGAGCUAAGCUAAUUCCAGCUGUGUGUGGAGCCAUGUUUGCUGACGUACAAUGCAUUCUGGGUUUCACGUAAUCGUCUGUCGAACCAAAUAUGUUAUAACAAAAUGAGGUGAGUAAGGGUUCACAAAUUUUUGGUGAACUUCCGGAAAUGAAUGGUGGGUUGUGAACGAUGGUAGGCGACACCCCCUUCAACAUGCAUACAAUAAACAGACCAAACUCAUCUUGUCUUCUCUUAUCUUUGGUUUCUGUGAGAGAGAAAAAGCAUGGCAGCGAGCAGAAACAACCUAUUGUCGGAUUACUUUCGAUUUCCACAGAGUGUUUUACUCAAUUAUUUCGAUCAAUGGUGAGCUCACCCGUGAUGUGAUUAAUUAUAAAUAGUAAUUUCUGUUAGUUCAUUUAUAUUGUAGUUUAUGUCAGCCGAGAUUUAUACAAAUAUGACCGCUUGUGUUAUGUCAAUCAUUCCUCAGUUAGCGCUAUGACAAAUGUUGCCUACAUUUUCCGGUUUGGAUGAUUGUGUUAUGCUGUAGCUACUUCUGUGAAUGUCUGAACAUUGU
Salvelinus fontinalis (brook trout) is the source of this 4521-nucleotide messenger RNA. RefSeq names its product leucine-rich repeat and fibronectin type III domain-containing protein 1-like protein. Gene Ontology annotation, molecular function: protein binding. The transcript has 4 exons. The record is from RefSeq and is a predicted model, not a curated record. Lineage: Eukaryota; Metazoa; Chordata; Actinopteri; Salmoniformes; Salmonidae. Bases 1104 to 2543 code for a protein of 479 amino acids.